GACCCAUCUGUCUGAAAUCUUCACCAAACAUGUAUGGGCAUGUUUAUACACCUCAAAACUAGCAUUUACCUUGAAAUCUGUCUCAGAUUUAAAAACCCAAUCCAAGAUUGCUUUGAGAACUCGAUCGCAUCAGAAGCCUGAACCAAAAUGAAGCUAUUUCUCCCGCUACUUGUACAAGUCCUCCUGCCACUAGUCUCCGGCUACCGGUUCUCGCCCAGCUACUUCCACAACCUGGACACGCCCUACAUGGAGGAGGGCGCCUCCUUUCUGGAGACCGAGGAGUGUCCCUCCGACGAGAGCAGCUGCGAAGGCGGCGAGGAGACCAGCUGCACCCCGGAGCUGUACCCCACCACCACUUUCAAGCCCCUCGACGGCUGUGGAUCGGAGCUGGACACUGGCCGGGAGGGGUAUGGAGCUGGAAGUGGGAUGCGAGGACCUAGCGGCUGUGGAGCACCCGACCCCUGCAGCGAUGGGCCCGACAAGCAGAAUCCCCGCCUGCAGGCCACCUCGAUCGCCCAGAACGCCGCCCAGGUGGCCAAGGCCGCCAACGACGCCCAGAUGGCCGCCGCCCAGGAGGCCGCCCGCCAGGUGAAGAUGCAGCUGGCCGACAAGGCGCUGGCCGCCGCCCGGGCCGCCGACGCCAUCAUGGAGGGCAAGCAGGCCAUCGUGGACAACUACGCCCGGGAGCUGCGGGAGGCCGAGGCGGUGGUGAACCAGGUGGGCGCCUCCCUCGAGUGCAGCGAGACGAACGCCGAGGCAGCCUUCGCGGCGGCCAAGGAGGCCGAGAGCGAGGCCGCCUCCUUCAAGGCGCUCCUCGACAGCUGGAAGUGCACUGUGACCGACGUGGAGGGGAUGCAGGAGCAGGCCAAUGUGGACCUCGAGGAGAAGAACCAGAUGCUGACGGCGGCGCGGGCCCGGGGGGAGCACCUCACCCAGCAGGUGGCCAUCGCCCGGCAGGACUACGAGCAGGUGAAGGAGGCCGCCUACCGCGCCGCCUCGGCUGCGGUGGAGGCCCGCCAGAAGGCCAACAUGCCCACCUGUCAGCUGCCGCCGCCGCCGCCCAAACCGUGUGGCGACGAUUCCUGGGCCCGGGACCUGCCCGACGAAGCGCCACGAGCCGGCGGCAGUCCUGUCCGGCCCAGGAACGGGGAGAAGACCCCGUCCAGCAGCGGGGAGGGGACACCCACUGCCAGGGCCAGCUGCCAGGCCCUCCUGGAGCUGUACAGGCAGCGCCGCCGGCAGCAGAUGCGGCAGCGACGCCAGGAGCUGCGGAAGAAGCAGAAGCGGGCCAGGAGGCUCAAGGGCCGGAAGGGCAGGGAGGACGAAGGGAAGCCCCUGGUCAGCCGGAAGGCUAUAUACGACUUUGUGGACGGAUAUUGA
Drosophila bipectinata is the source of this 1380-nucleotide messenger RNA. RefSeq lists its product as uncharacterized. The record is from RefSeq and is a predicted model, not a curated record. Lineage: Eukaryota; Metazoa; Arthropoda; Insecta; Diptera; Drosophilidae.